AUGGAAGCAAAAGUGUGGGAAUAUUCUUCAAAUGAAGAUAGUGAUGAUGAUAAUGAUCAAGUCUAUUUGCAAAAUGCAAGUGAUGAAGAGGACCUUCACUUCACAUCCAGUUCCUUGCCCAAAUUGCAGUUCAGGAAUGUGAAAUCAAAAUGCAGGUGGAAUGAAGAGAUGGGAAUGGCAGAGGUUAUUGAGAAGAAUGGGAAAAUGUGGGUAUCAACUGGAAUUGUUCGCAGUGGCAACAUUUAUACUUCAAUCGAGGAGACUUUGUAUCUUAUGGAAUUAGGAGCCUUACAUCUCGUAGACGAUGAAAAUAGAAGUAUAUCUCUAAUUGAAAUGUACGAUAAGGUUGCAGGCGGGAAGAGUGGAUGUUGCUGGGAGUUGUUUGAGGCUUACAGGCAUCUCAAGUCUCUUGGCUAUAUAAUUGGGAGACAUGGUGUUGCUUGGAGUUUGAAGAGUGUUAGAAGUUCUCAAAAACAAGUUGCUCUUGAAGUUACAGAAGAAAGCACGCAAGUAGUAGACAUAGGUUCCAAACUCGAGCUUUCUAUCUGUAAGCUAUUUGGUGACUUGAAGAUUAACGAUUUGAAGCCGGAUUUUGAUGUUUAUCUUCCUGACAGCAGGUUUAGAAAAUCUUCUCCAGGUGAUCCAAAUUUUAUGCUGUACUUGUCGAGGGGUAAUCUGCCAUCUAGAGCUGAAAUUGAAGCCCUUGAGAGACAAUGCGGGGGAAUUCCGUUGAAAAUCUGCCAGGUCACAGAAGGAAGGGUCAGUUUCUUUUCCUUUGACAAGGUUGAACUUCCUGUUUUAUCUGGAUAG
This is a messenger RNA of Vicia faba (fava bean), 810 nucleotides long. Lineage: Eukaryota; Viridiplantae; Streptophyta; Magnoliopsida; Fabales; Fabaceae. The record is from the annotation of a GenBank genome assembly.